Molecule: messenger RNA, 1911 nt
Organism: Ruditapes philippinarum (Manila clam)
Lineage: Eukaryota; Metazoa; Mollusca; Bivalvia; Venerida; Veneridae
Product: pre-mRNA-splicing factor RBM22-like
Exons: 9
Coding region: 76-1356 (426 amino acids)
Cellular component (GO): U2-type catalytic step 1 spliceosome; U2-type catalytic step 2 spliceosome; Prp19 complex
Molecular function (GO): metal ion binding; pre-mRNA binding; U6 snRNA binding
Source: RefSeq, a predicted model, not a curated record
UUCACAUUACGCCUCAUUUUGCAGAUAGCUGUGGAUAGCUUCACAUUACUCCUUUAAACAGCAUUACAAACAAAGAUGGCGACUGCGAAAGGAGCUAACACGUACAAUCGACAAAAUUGGGAAGAAUCGGAGUUCCCAAUUUUAUGUCAAACAUGCCUAGGUGACAACCCAUAUCUGAGAAUGAUGAAAGAGAGGUAUGGAAAGGAAUGUAAGAUUUGUGCCCGGCCUUUCACAGUAUUUCGCUGGUGCCCUGGAGCCAGAAUGAGGUUUAAAAAGACUGAAGUGUGUCAGACAUGUUCCAAGAUAAAGAAUGUUUGUCAAACCUGUUUAUUAGAUCUGGAAUAUGGUCUGCCUGUUCAAGUGAGAGAUGCUGCUCUGAAAGUACAGGAUAACAUGCCAAAGUCUGAUGUCAACAAAGAAUUUUACCAACAGAACAUGGAAAGGGAGAUGGCAAUUAAUGAAGGGGUGAACCCAGCAGGUGCCCUGGGUAAGGCAAUGGCCCCGAGUGACAUGUUGUUGAAGUUGGCCAGGACCACACCUUAUUAUAAGAGAAAUAGACCACAUAUCUGUUCAUUCUGGGUGAAGGGCGAAUGUAAACGAGGAGAGGAGUGCCCAUACAGACAUGAGAAGCCGACUGAUCCAGAUGACCCGUUGGCUGACCAGAAUAUCAAGGACAGAUUCUACGGGUUAAAUGAUCCAGUCGCCGACAAGCUAAUGAACAGAUAUUCAUCCAUGCCUAAACUGGAGUCCCCUGAAGAUAAAACUAUCACAACAUUGUAUGUCGGUGGUCUGGGAGACAAGGUGACUGAAAAAGAUCUUAAAGAUUAUUUCUAUCAGUUUGGAGAAAUACGUUCAAUAAAUGUGGUAGCUAAACAACAAUGUGCAUUUGUACAGUUUACAUCACGUUCAUCUGCCGAGGCAGCCUCAGAAAAGUCUUUCAACAAACUCAUUUUAAAUGGGCGGAGACUGAAUAUUAAAUGGGGGAAAUCUCAAGGUCAACAAGGUCAAGAGAAGGAAGAGGAGAAAGAAGAAGAAAAGAAUCUUGAGCCGGUCCCUGGCCUUCCUGGAGCUUUACCACACCCGCCAGAGGAAUUAGCGAACAAUUUCUUCAAUUUGAGCGGGGCACCACCAAUGCACCCCAUGCAGAUGAGACAUCCAAUGCCACCAAGAGGACCACCUCAUAUGAUGCCCAUGUUUAUAAGAGGUCCUCCACCACCAGGUGUGAGACUGCCACCCCCUCCCCCUGGUAUGAUGCCGUUGAGACCCCCACCAGGUGUCAUGCCCCGUGGCCAGGUUCCGCAGAUGCAUUACCCAUCCCAGGACCCGAACAGGAUGGGAGCUCAACAGAAUGGAUAGACAAGUCUGACCCAUCAACUGCAAUGGAAAUAUCUGCCAUCUUUAUUGUGUAUGGUGUUCAUUUGAAGCCAUGAUGUCAUUUUAUAAUGACUGUUGACAUGGUAAUUAUUGCAGUUUUAAAAGCUGCUUUAUGUGGCCAUCAAAUUUAUCAAGAUCAACAGUGUAAUGGGGAGUUUAAGAAAUAUGUGUGUUAAUAAAACUGGUGAGAAGUGAUUUUAGCAAACAAUUUUAAGAGCAUUUGAGGCAUAAUUAACAAUGCUUUUGCGGAAUAUGAGAAUGUAAAUUUAUAUGAUUAUUGAUAGAUAACUAUGUGGCGAAAAGAUCACUGUAAAUUCAACUAGUAAGGUAUGGUUAAUGUCCGAAUGGUAUAGAGUCGGUGGUUUCUAUUUAAUAAAAAUAUAAUAACAUCAUGUAUAUGCAUAUUGUCUGCUUUAAAAGUUUUAUGCAUAACCGCAUAUGAGAAAAAAAAACAUAAACAAAUAAUAACAAAUAUUUUAUUGUAUUGACCAGAACUUAAUGUAAAUAAAUAUGAAAAUAAAAAGAUGUGAAAAUUCA